AAGAAGAAAUGAAAAUGACAAAACAGAUUAGCAUGAAUAAAAGACUAAAAAAUCGAUUAAAAAAUGUGGUCAAUUCCAAUGAUCAUAAAGUUGGAUUAGUCAUAGCAACAGUUGAACAUAAAAAUAACAAAAAUAAUUCAGAUAAUAAUCAAAUUCUUUCAGAAAAAGAUUUAUUAAGU
Molecule: messenger RNA, 179 nt
Organism: Schistosoma spindalis
Lineage: Eukaryota; Metazoa; Platyhelminthes; Trematoda; Strigeidida; Schistosomatidae
Source: the annotation of a GenBank genome assembly